Molecule: messenger RNA, 2514 nt
Organism: Tachysurus vachellii
Lineage: Eukaryota; Metazoa; Chordata; Actinopteri; Siluriformes; Bagridae
Product: basic immunoglobulin-like variable motif-containing protein
Exons: 10
Coding region: 273-1799 (508 amino acids)
Biological process (GO): nucleotide-excision repair
Cellular component (GO): nucleus
Molecular function (GO): DNA endonuclease activity; single-stranded DNA binding
Source: RefSeq, a predicted model, not a curated record
UCACCAAUUUCUGGUUUUGCUGUACUUAUAAAAUUGCCACUUAACAAAUUUAAAGUCAAAAUUGUUCGUCUUCGGCAUGUCAUAUAUGAACCCCCCCUUUUAUUUUCCGUUUGGUACAGUCCAGAAGAGCCCCUUUAACAGAAGGCCAGUGUAUUGAGAAGGCGUGUUGUUCCUUAAUCUUUGGUUUAUACGGUGUUUAUAACGUCAAGGGCCAAGAGUCACAUCAGACCAAAACCGACCAAUAGGCAAUCUUCUUGUCAUCCAAGUGUUCAAUGCCUAACACUGCAGAAAGUGAAGGCGGUAACAUAUCUGGUGCCAAGGACCCGGCACCUCCAUCACAGUUGCCGGGCCAAGACAAUGAACGCGGCUUCCUGAACCCAUUCAACCGUGAUACACUUCGCACCAGACGGGCCUCCAGCGCCGAGCUCCAGCUCCCAUGGACAUGCCCUGUCACACAUUCUCGGGAGAAAUUCUACACAGUGUGCUCUGAUUAUGCACUGCUCAAUCAAGCCCAUCCAAUCCUCACUCCCAGAGAUGUUCCCCAGUCCAGCCAUGACAGCAGCGCACCACUGAGUCAAUCAAACACCAUCACUAUCUCCCAGGGUCAGGCUGCAGAAUUCCAUACACCUUCAGGUGAUGUCUGUGAUUUAGAAGAGACUUUGUCCGGUAACUCCAAGCCCAUUUUAGCCUGGGAGAUCGACACCACAGACUUUGAUGCCAUUUUAACCCGGAAAGCCAGGACAGGAAAUAUAAAGAAAUUUGGCUUAAAGAAAAUGAAGUCAUCUGACCGGUCGAGCAGAAAUGUGUUGGAUCUUCCACCACAAGCUUCUCUGGAAGAAAUCAAGCAGAGGAAAGUCCUGGACUUGCGCAGAUGGUACUGCAUCAGCCGCCCUCAGUAUAAAACCUCAUGUGGCAUUUCCUCCCUCGUUUCUUGCUGGAACUUUCUGUACAGUACCCUCGGAGCUGGAAGCCUUCCACCCAUUUCCCAGGAGGAGGCCUUAUAUAUUCUCGGUUUCCAGCCUCCAUUUGAAGAUAUCAGGUUUGGACCUUUUACUGGGAAUGCCACUUUAAUGAGAUGGUUCAGACAGAUCAAUGACCAUUUCCGUGUUCGAGGAUGCUCUUAUAUUCUAUAUAAACCUCAUGGGAAGCACAAGACAGCAGGAGAGACGGCUGAUGGAGCUUUGCUUAAGCUGACCCAAGGAUUACGAGAUGAAUCUAUGGCCUAUAUUUACCACUGUCAGAACCACUACUUCUGCCCUGUGGGCUUUGAAGCUACCCCAUUAAAAGCUGCCAAAGCUUACAGGGGACCACUUGCUCUGAAUGAAAUGGAACAUUGGAUUCUUAUUGGGGAACCAAGCAGGAAACAUCCAGCCAUCCACUGUAAAAAGUGGGCAGAUAUUGUGACUGAUCUGAACACACAGAACCCUGAAUACUUGGACAUUCGCCAUACAGAAAGAGGCAUUCAGUUUCGGAAAACCAAAAAGGUUGGAGGUAACCUACACUGUCUCAUGGCAUUCCAACGGGUUUACUGGCAAAAAAUCGGACCUUGGGCACUAAACCUGGAGAACCUGAGGCACGAUAACUACCAACAGGGAGCUCAGAUCAGCGGUGAUCAGCGGUGCCAGACUUCAGCAGGGGAGGCUGUAGAUGAUGGUGAAACCAAACGUGGGCACCUGGGCCGCUCUCACAGCACAGGGAAUCAAAAAUCGGAUCAAGCCUGGAAACGGAUCUCUAACACCACAGAGUACAGCAACCGAGGCUGCCCUGACAGCGACCUGGAUGAGGACAUCGCUGACUGAAAAUGAAGUGGUUUUGUCUCCAUUGGGAUUUCUACACACUUGUUCACGCCAGUCAACGAUUGCGGUAGAUCGGAACUGGGAGGGAGGAAGCAGGCGAAUUUUCUUUUUCUUAUGAUCAAUGCGGAGACUUCUCUAGAAACCGGAUUGUAAAAACGGCAGGUCAAUCAAAAAACGUGCAGCUGUCUAUAAACCUAAAUGUGCGGUGAGUACUUUAUGUGCGUUAGUGUCAUUCCAGUCAUGUGCUGUGAAUGUGUGUGAUGGACUGGUCCUUCAAAGAAAGACUUGUUCAUAAACACCCGAAGCACAGAAUGGGCUAAUUUAGUGAGUUAAAUUACAUUAUGCAUAUAAUCUAUGUUAUGAUUAACGUUUAAAGUGCAUUAUUAAUAUAAGUAGAAGCCAUGAGAAAAUAGAAUAGCGCCACUAACAAAACGAAGCAGGAGGACGGUUUGAGCAGAACUGUAAGCGCGCUCUCCUCAUUUAAGGCAAUGUAAACACAUACUGUGAAAUGAAACAUCAGUGACACUUCUAUUAUUGUGUAUGGUGACUGAAUAUCAGUUCUUUGUGAAAUGCUAUAAGAGAGCAUGGUGGCUUUGAAGUUACGUGAACCGUUGUGGUGUCCGCUGUCAUUUUUGCCUCAGCAGCAUCUCGAGUGUGUAUUAUGGCGAGUGUCUCCACUUAUCUGAAGUCCCACAUACAUUUGAAAACAGUGUGAAGU